UGGUGGGACAUAAUUCUCAAGGAUAGGGGUCAGCUGAGACUUCUGGCAAGUGUACAAUUUUCCACCCAUGCUCAAUGCAACAGGGAAGGACUGGUUCUCAUGCUGAAAGAACUCGUGGAGGUCAUGCUGAGUUACAUGUAACCCAGGUUAAAAAUCUGUAGUGAAAACAAUUCAUUAUGUAUUAAAAUCCAAGAUGUUUGAAUAUAGAGAGACCGUUAAAUUCAUAGUAGAAAAACAAUUCAUCGAAUAUGAUGCUUAUUAGCUGAUUAAAACAAACAUGUUCAUUUAAAAGGAGAAAUUUAAUAGUAACAGAAAAGUCAUGGAUUUGUAAUUUGAAAGAGCGGUCUUUCAUCCAAUCAGAAGAGAAGCUCCCACCCACUGACCCCAAUCGCGCGGGUUAACUUCCUCUGAAGCCGCUAUGAGAACGAGAGCAAGCCAGAUUGAGCGCGAGACGAGUCAGAACACAAUUUCGGAUGGUAAAACAAUUAAAAACCUGGAUAAAACUGAGAGAAAGCUGUAGGAAAAAUUCCCCCGGCCGACCUGGACCUGUGUGAGCGCAGUGAGAGAAGCCGUACGGGAGGAGAAACGCAUCGGUGAGCGAUGAGUUUGAGAUGCUAAAUUGUAAAAGCUAACGGCGACACGUAGCGUAGGCGCUAAUGUCGGAGCGCUAGCUCCAAGUGCUAUUUAACAUUGGGGUAGACACACUAGGAUAUGAACGCAAUGCAUUAGUCUGCCAUUUUGUUUUUGCAUAAGAGACAUUUGUUUUCCCCUUUUUGUUAGUUCUUUUUUCUGUGCUCACUGAGCAGUAUAGAGUGUGUAUUUAGCAUUCUGCCUGUGAAUUUUAAGUAUUUCUGAGAAUUGUGAUGUCAUAUUACAACAGAAAUUCAGUAACCAGAAGUUAUUCUCUAUUGAAGUAGAGUUUGUAUAGACUUAAUAUGAUUUUAUACCAAUUCAUUGAGAGUUGGCAAAGUUAAAAUGAAUGCUCUGACCCUACCCGUCGUAGGUCAGGUUUUUCUGUUGGACCUACGUGGAUGAUGGAGCCAGUCGAAGUUUGAUGGCGAGCCAAACCCCGGAGGAUACUUAGAGAUACCGCGGACCCUGAAUCCUUUUUCACUGUGACAUACAUACACAUCACCCUCACACUAGUGAGGUGGGACCCUUUUUUUUUAAUUGUACAAAGUUGGUUGGACUGAACAUUAGCGACAUAAGCAGCUGCAGAGAUUUUAUUUUAUUUUCAUACUUACCCGGGUAAGAGUUGUUUAGACUGUGUUAAUACAUGUGUUAUUAUUGUGGCCUUCCCGUUCUGUUUUAAUAAAUAGGGAAACAUUUCUGUAUUUUUAAAAAGUGCACUGUGGUUGUGUCGUUCUUGUGCAUCCAUUGGUUUAUCCUGGGCUCCGUAGUCAAACCUUAGAGCUUCUGAUAAUACUGGUCAUUAGAUCUAAUCAUCCCCCCUCUCUUCUUUAAAGAGAGAAGUGUUACAAUUCGUGGCGAGCCAGCCAGGAGCCUAGUUAUUUACCGAUCGAUCGCCUGGAACAAACUAUUUCAUUUUUAUUUUGUGAUAACACACAUUGCAGAAAAAAAACGGAGGUCAUUGAUAAGUUGGGUAUCAAAGUUCCAAAUGCCGUUCUAGUGAGUGGGUUGACAGGAUCUGAAAAAGAUGAAGAGAUUUUUGAUAUUUUGAAAAAAUAUGGUUCACUCAGUAGGACUGAAAAGAUAGAUGAUCCGAAUACAGAGUUUCAUACAAACCUGAUAGUAGAGUAUAACUAUGGCACUGCUCUAGAAGCGUUAGAACCCCUUUUGCCUUAUGCUCACCCAUCGUCAGGCAAUUCUGGUAUUGCCUUCCAUGUUCGAGCCCUGGCGAGUGUCUACACACAAAGGGUAAGCGGUGAUGUCACACAAAAUUACCUCCAGAAACUGAAAGGAAUCGCCAAACUCAGUGGAAAGGAUUUUGAGGAGGUGUUAAAGGAGGCCAUGUCGCAAAUAGAGGAAUCUAUUGAUGAUGCUGAGUCCAGUGAGCAUGUCACUACCCCCCAAUAUUCAGUGGAAGCUGAGAAGACGGCAGAGCCCAGCCAGCAUGACAUUACAUCACAGCUUUUGGUUGGUGCUCCCCCUCCUCUUGGUCCUGGUCUCUCUGAUGUUAAUCAGAGAAUGACUGCUCCCCCUUUUUACUCAAAGACACCCUCAACUCCCAGUGAGCUCAACCCACCUGAAGUGCAAAAGAUAGUGGUGGAGCACAUUGUGAGGAAUGAAGACAGGUCUUCACAGUCUCACUCUACCCUGAGACUGAGAGGUUUCUCUGGGAAGAUCCCUCGACCAUACAGUGAGGUUGAUUAUGACACUUGGAGGUCCCAUGUUGAUUUGAUGAUGAAAGAUGGUUCUGUCUCUGACCUUGAUAAAACUCGUAAAAUCCUCGAAAGUCUUCUUGUUCCAGCUUCAGAUGUCAUCAAGCAUCUUGGCUCUGAAGCGCCUCCUACAGCCUACUUGCAAUUGUUAGACUCUGCAUUUGCCACGGUUGAAGAUGGGGAAGAACUGUUUGUGCGGUUCAUGAGCACAUUCCAGGAUUCUGGAGAAAGACCAUCUACAUACCUGCAGCGUCUCCAGGUUGCCCUGGGUAACGCGGUGCGCAGAGGGGGUGUCCCAGCACAAGAUGGAGACAAAAACCUACUCCGACAAUUUUGCAGGGGCUGUUGGGAUAACGUCCUGCUUGCUGACCUUCACCUAGAGCACAAAAAACAGAACCCUCCAUCAUUUGCUGAGCUCUUAAAGCUUGUACGUACUGAAGAGGGUAGACAAGAAGCCAAGAUCAUGAGAAUGAAACAACACUUGGGUACCACGAAACAGAAAGCUGUGUCCCACGUGCAGACUGUGUGUGACUGCAGCGAGACCCGAGACGAGUCUGAUGCAAAGAGCAUACAUGAGCUAAGGAAACAGGUUGCAGACCUGAAAAGUCAGCUAACAUCCCUCAUGAAAAAGAAAAAGGCAGCAUCUCCCAAACAAGAAAAAGUUAAGGUGACAGAAACACAAAAACCUGACCAUGCAAACACAGAAACCAACUUACCUUCCCAUACGAGUGCAAAAUCCAAGCCAAAGCCCUGGUACUGUUUUCGCUGUGGGGAGGAUGGGCACAUCGUCGCCACCUGUGAGUCAGAUGCCAACCCUGCCCUGGUAGCAGCGAAAAGAAAAGAACUGAGACAACGGCAGCAGUUAUGGGAGACACAGAACACCUCGUCUUUUCCUUUAAACUGAGCUCAGUUCUUGUUGCGGGACAGACAAGAACUGAGACUGGUCAGCCAGGUCCCACUGAACCCAACCCAAAAGUCAAGCAAUGUGCUAUGCUAAAGCAGUCUCACACAAGAGCUCAACCCUUCAAGCUACCUAAAGGGUUGGUUGGUACAAAGAGCACAGCAUGGGUAGGAGUGGCAGGAAGCCCCACAGCAUCUCUAUUGGACACGGGCUCCCAGGUCACCACAGUCCCUCAGUCGUUCUAUCAGCAACACCUUUCUGAACAUGAAAUCAAGCCACUGUACGACUUACUAGAAGUUCUAGGAGCCAAUGGCCAGUGUGUACCCUACCUGGGAUACAUUGAGCUGAACAUCACUUUUCCAAAGGAGUUUCUAGGGGUGGAAUUUGAGGUGCCAACACUCGCUUUGGUGGUCCCAGAUGUUCAUGCUGCUUCUGAUUCCCUCAUACUGAUAGGUACUAACACACUUGACGUGCUGUACGAAAUGUACAUUGAAUCUGCUUCUGAAACACAGCAACCAACAGCUCAAGGCUACAAGGCCGUUCUCAAAGUUCUUGAGCUGCGGCACAGGCAAAGUAAGGAUGGAAACCUUGGGCUGGUGAAGUUGCAUGGCAAGGGUGCCCAGUUGGUUCCAGCAGGCCAAACCGUAGUUUUGGAAGGCUGUGUUGCAGUCAGUAGGUUCGCUAAUGAGAAGUCAGUGGUUCUGGAUCACCCUUCCUCAUCUUCGUUGCCAGGUGGUCUGCUGGUGAAACCCUGUCUUGUUGAUUUGCCAACUAAACAGCCACGCAAAGUCCCAGUAGUACUUACCAAUGAGUCAGACCGCAAUGUUAUAGUUCCUCAGCAGUGUAUUAUUGGUGAAAUCAGUGCUUUUCAGAGAGUUUUCUCAAAAGAACAAGGUGAAUCUACCUCAAGACCAGACUCACCCCAGAAGUCCGACAUCACAAUCAACUUCAGUGACUCUCCUAUCCCUGCCAAAUGGAAAGAGCACAUCACAGAGAAACUGAACAGUAUGCCGGAGGUGUUUGCACAGAAUGACCUCGAUUUCGGCAGAACCAACAAAGUCAAGCACCAGAUAAAGCUCUCUGAUGAGACCCCAUUCAAACACAGAGCCCGCCCCAUACAUCCCCACGACUUGGAAGCCGUUCGUAAACAUCUGCAGGAACUGCUUCAAGCUGGAGUGAUCAAAGAAUCUGACUCCUCAUUUUCUUCACCCAUAGUUGUAGUGAGGAAGAAGAACGGAGAUGUCUGCCUCUGUAUCGAUUAUAGGAAACUCAAUCUCCAGACUGUGAAGGAUGCUUACGCACUCCCAAACCUGGAAGAAGCUUUCUCUACGCUCACCGGAUCAAAGUGGUUCUCAGUCCUUGACCUAAAAUCCGGUUACUAUCAGAUAGAAGUCGAAGAAGCGGACAAACCCAAAACCGCCUUUGUGUGUCCCAUGGGGUUUUGGGAAUUUAACCGGAUGCCUCAAGGUGUCACAAACGCUCCGAGCACGUUCCAGCGUCUAAUGGAGAGAUGUAUGGGGGAUAUGAAUCUCAAGGAGGUCCUUGUGUUUCUCGAUGACAUCAUUGUUUUUUCCAAGACGUUGGAAGAGCAUGAAGUGAGGCUGAUGAAGGUUUUGACACGGCUACGAGAGUUCGGCCUUAAGCUCUCCCCGGACAAAUGCAAGUUUUUCCAAACGUCGGUCAAGUAUUUGGGGCAUAUAGUGUCUCAGGACGGAGUGGGAACUGACCCCGGAAAAGUGGAAGCCCUAAAACAGUGGCCCAGACCUCAAGACCUGAAACAGCUAAGGUCUUUUCUUGGGUUUUCGGGUUACUACAGAAGAUUCAUAAAAGACUAUUCCACCAUAGUUAGACCCCUCACUGACCUGACAUCGGGCUAUCCUCCACUACACAAGAACAUCAAACACAAGGCACAGACUUACCAAUACCACGACCCAAAGAAGCCAUUUGGUGCUCGCUGGACUGAUCGCUGUGAGCUAACAUUCAACACCAUCAUUGAGAAGCUCACUACAGCUCCUGUUCUUGGGUUUGCUGAUCCCAGGGUGCCGUACGUCCUCCACACAGAUGCCAGUACCACAGGCCUUGGAGCAGCCUUAUACCAAGAGCAAGAUGGUCACAUGCGAGUGAUCGCAUAUGCUAGCAGGGGCCUGUCACGCAGUGAGUCAAGAUACCCAGCACACAAGCUAGAAUUCCUAGCUUUAAAAUGGGCUGUCGUCGAGAAAUUUUGUGAUUACCUGUAUGGUAACCAAUUCACCGUUGUAACCGACAGCAACCCCCUAACGUACGUCCUUACCAGUGCCAAACUGGAUGCCACCAGUUACAGAUGGCUGGCAGCCCUCUCAACAUUCACCUUCACACUCCAGUACAGGCCAGGUAAACUGAACAGUGAUGCGGACGGUCUUUCUAGGAGGCCACAUGGAGAGCCUUCAAAUGACCUGAAGUCCCAGAAAGAACAGGAGCGCAUCAAUCAGUUCACACGAACACACUUGGCUGACCUUGAGGGUAGUGUGAGCCACAACGUCGUGCGCGCCAUCUGUGAGAGGCAUCUUGUUUGUGGCACACCAAAUGAUUGUGAAGACAGCGAUGGAGGCAUGGCGCUGGUGCAGUCUCUGGCAACCUCUCCUGAAGUCCUGCCAGACAGUUUCGUGGACGAGCAUGGUAGCUUAUCUGGUCUUCCUCAUCUGUCGGAGGUUGAAAUGAGAGAUUUGCAGCGAGCAGACUCCUGUCUCAGAGAGGUAAUAGCUCAAAUUGAAAGUGGAGAAAAGCUACCUCCAACAGUCAGAAGAGAACUUCCUGACGUUCCUUUCCUUCUAAGGGAGUGGAAUCGUCUUGAAAUAAAAAAUGAAGUGUUGUACAGAAGACGGCAAGACAGUGGCAAAGUCACAUAUCAACUUGUCUUACCUGAGAAGCUCCGGGCAGUUGUUCUUAAGAGUCUUCAUGAUGAAAUGGGUCACUUAGGUACUGAACGUACCUUGAAUUUGGUGCGGACCAGAUUUUUCUGGCCUAAAAUGGUGGCUGAUGUGGAAAGAAAAAUAAAGACCUGCGAACGGUGCAUCCGCAGAAAAGCACAGCCAGAAAAGGCGGCACCACUGGUGAAUAUAGAAUCCACCAGGCCCUUAGAGCUUGUUUGUAUGGAUUUCUUGACUGUAGAGCCUGACAGAAGCAAUGCAAAGGAUAUUCUGGUGAUCACUGAUCAUUUUACGAAGUAUUCAGUUGACAUACCAACACCAAAUCAGAAAGCUCAGACCGUCGCCAGGUGCCUUUGGGACAACUUCAUGGUCCAUUAUGGAAUCCCAGAGCGAUUGCACAGCGACCAAGGACCUGACUUUGAGUCACGGACAAUCAAAGAGCUCUGCAAAAUCACUGGAAUCCGUAAAAUCCGUACAACACCCUAUCAUCCCAGAGGGAAUGCAGUCGAACGUUUUAAUAGAACGUUGCUGAGCAUGUUGGGAACACUUGACAACAAAGACAAAUCACAGUGGCGGAACUUUGUGAAACCUUUAGUACAUGCGUACAACUGUACGAAGAAUGAUGUAACAGGGUUCACACCCUAUGAACUCAUGUUCGGUCGUCAACCGAGGCUACCUGUCUAUCUAGCCUUCGGGUUACCCUUGAGAGAUGGUGAGUACAAGUCUCACUCACAGUACGUUCAGAGACUCAAGUCUCAUCUGGAUGAGAGUUACAAGAUUGCCACCCAGAACGCAGCUAAGACAGCAGCGAGGAACAAGGCAAGAUUUGACAGCCAUGUCACUGCUUCUAAAUUGGAGGCGGGCGACAGGGUGUUAGUGAGAGCUGUUCGUCUACGUGGCAAACACAAGCUUGCUGAUAAGUGGGAGACAGAUGUUUAUGUGGUGGUGAAGCAAGCUGGAAAUCUCCCAGUUUACACCCUUAGACCAGAGAACAAGGAUGGCCCCUUGCGAACCCUUCACAGAGACCUCAUGCUUCCCUGUGGUUCUCUUCCACUGAGUGUCGAAAAGCUGGACUUGCCCAGACCACGCAGGCCACAGACACGAAAGUCUAUUGAACAACCUGAUGAUGUAAACGAUCAGUGCGACUCUGAGGAUGACAUUCCAUACGAGUGGUUCAGAGAGCAGCCUGAGACAGAAAUUGCAAGAUUCACGACUGUCCAUGAAGUCCCUAGACCAAACUUCACAGCCCCUUCCUCAAAGAAAGACGGGAGGAACAUAUCUGAACAACGCUUACCUGUCGAUACUCCAGUUGGUGAGGAACACUUACCUGAUAUCCCAUGUGGCGACUCACGUAGCAAUGAAGCAGGAAAUUUCCCAGAAGUUCUGCCCACUGCUCCAGAAUCUCGCACAGAAUCUGAAAAUGAAGUACAGUUUAAAGGACCAUCAAGUGAAUACUUACCUGCCCAUGUCACUGAAUCCACCAGAGAUGUUCCUGCUGAAAAGGAUGUCCCUGUUAGACGAACAGAAAGAGAGAUUAACAAUGAUUCAGAAGUUUCUAGUGAUGCUGUACGACGUUCAACCAGAAGCAGAGAGAAGCCUGAUCGGUUUCAGUAUUCACGCCUCGGCAGUCCACUGGUGUCUAUCGUUCAAUCUCUGUUUCAAGGCCUGAACACCGCUCUUACGGAUGAACUAUUGGCAGCUGAACAGACUAAACUGAACUCAUCCUUCAACAUGUUACCGGACUGCAGUUCCCAUGCACAGGGAUGUGCAUAGAUUCAAGAGGGGAGGGUGUAACCCAGGUUAAAAAUCUGUAUUGAAAACAAUUCAUUAUGUAUUAAAAUCCAAGAUGUUUGAAUAUAGAGAGACCGUUAAAUUCAUAGUAGAAAAACAAUUCAUCGAAUAUGAUGCUUAUUAGCCGAUUAAAACAAACAUGUUCAUUUAAAAGGAGAAAUUUAAUAGUAACAGAAAAGUCAUGGAUUUGUAAUUUGAAAGAGCGGUCUUUCAUCCAAUCAGAAGAGAAGCUCCCACCCACUGACCCCAAUCGCGCGGGUUAACUUCCUCUGAAGCCGCUAUGAGAACGAGAGCAAGCCAGAUUGAGCGCGAGACGAGUCAGAACACAAUUUCGGAUGGUAAAACAAUUAAAAACCUGGAUAAAACUGAGAGAAAGCUGUAGGAAAAAUUCCCCCGGCCGACCUGGACCUGUGUGAGCGCAGUGAGAGAAGCCGUACGGGAGGAGAAACGCAUCGGUGAGCGACCAGUUUGAGAUGCUAAAUUGUAAAAGCUAACAGCGACACGUAGCGCAGGAGCUAAUGUCGGAGCGCUAGCUCCAAGUGCUAUUUAACAUUGGGGUAGACACACUAGGAUAUGAACGCAAUGCAUUAGUCUGCCAUUUGGUUUUUGCAUAAGAGACAUUUGUUUUCCCCUUUUUGUUAGUUCUUUUUUCUGUGCUCACUGAGCAGUAUAGAGUGUGUAUUUAGCAUUCUGCCUGUGAAUUUUAAGUAUUUCUGAGAAUUGUGAUGUCAUAUUACAACAGAAAUUCAGUAACCAGAAGUUAUUCUCUAUUGAAGUAGAGUUUGUAUAGACUUAAUAUGAUUUUAUACCAAUUCAUUGAGAGUUGGCAAAGUUAAAAUGAAUGCUCUGACCCUACCCGUCGUAGGUCAGGUUUUUCUGUUGGACCUACGUGGAUGAUGGAGCCAGUCGAAGUUUGAUGGCGAGCCAAACCCCGGAGGAUACUUAGAGAUACCGCGGACCCUGAAUCCUUUUUCACUGUGACAUACAUACACAUCACCCUCACACUAGUGAGGUGGGACCCUUUUUUUUUAAUUGUACAAAGUUGGUUGGACUGAACAUUAGCGACAUAAGCAGCUGCAGAGAUUUUAUUUUAUUUUCAUACUUACCCGGGUAAGAGUUGUUUAGACUGUGUUAAUACAUGUGUUAUUAUUGUGGCCUUCCCGUUCUGUUUUAAUAAAUAGGGAAACAUUUCUGUAUUUUUAAAAAGUGCACUGUGGUUGUGUCGUUCUUGUGCAUCGAUUGGUCGAUCCUGGGCUCCGUAGUCAAAACUUAGAGCUUCUGAUAAUACUGGUCAUUAGAUCUAAUCAUCCCCCCUCUCUUCUUUAAAGAGAGAAGUGUUACAUACACAGCAGUGAUAUCACUAGUGUGCCCUGGUUGUGUGCCGAUAUUCACUCUAUUACAUCUGCAAGCUUGUACUGUAUAAACAUCUAAAUUCUGUACUGCAAUGGCCCCAUUGGAUGCAUAGACCAAAAAUAUGUGCAUGCGAAAAGUUAAUGUUUCAUAGUCACUAAGAUCUGAUUACUUCAAGGCAAU
Messenger RNA from Xyrichtys novacula (pearly razorfish), 9473 nucleotides. Lineage: Eukaryota; Metazoa; Chordata; Actinopteri; Labriformes; Labridae. The record is from the annotation of a GenBank genome assembly.